Molecule: messenger RNA, 2549 nt
Organism: Petromyzon marinus (sea lamprey)
Lineage: Eukaryota; Metazoa; Chordata; Hyperoartia; Petromyzontiformes; Petromyzontidae
Source: RefSeq, a predicted model, not a curated record
ACCCAACCCACGGGCGAUGUUGACGUGUCAAAACAGCACACGCGCAGAUGCGCGUCGUGUCAAAUUUUCAACUCGGAAAACCAAACGUUGUCACGCGUCACCCAACCGUAACUGCAAUUGUGAGACUUGACGACGUGAAGUCGUUCACUCCUUGCCGACGACGGAACGCGCUCCUCCUGCAGCUACCGGACGCCUCUCCCGGUCCCUUCUACUGCGUACGAGAUUAAACCGCUACCACCACUACCAAGUUGACUUAACACACGGCCGGGACGUGUUGUCGCUAUCCACCAUGGUGAACGUUUAAGGGUGACUGUACGGAAGCAGCAUACGUACUGUGUCGGUGGGCACCCUGUAGUCUCUCAGCUACAGAAUGAGACGACAGUAUGUUGAAAAGUUUGACAAGAUCCAAGCAGAGCCGUGUGAGACAAAAGGUGCACAGGACGGGGCGGAAGAGAAGAUUGGCAUGAUGACCCUAGAAGAAACCAGUGAUAAAAAUGUGAUAAUGGUACUUCGGCAUCUGCAACAAAUAGCUUCAAAUCACAAAGACAUCCAAAUUAUUGCUGAUACAUAUGUUGACACCAUUUGCUUUGCAAUUGAUGAGUUUAAUCACAUGAUGGUGAAGGUUAAGCAGGACAUAAUAAAACCAAAGGAGGCACUAGAAUAUUUCGCCACCCAAUUCCCUGAACUGGAUGAGAAAUGUAAACAAAUUUUCAGCAACUAUGAUUCUAAUUUAAACGAGCUUUGUAAUUUAAAAAAUAAAACACAAGAUGAAAUAAACAACUGCAAAAAAAUAUAUGGGCUUUCAGCAAUAAUGACAAAACAAACCGAGGCACUUGCAAAUGAGAGAGUUGAAGGAUGCGUAUCGGUGGCCAGAAAAGCGGGAGGAGUAGCAGUAAAAUCAGGGUGUAUAGGAGCAGCAGGGGGUGGGACAAUCGUGUUAAGUGCAGUAGGAGCAAAGGUGGCAGGGGCGUCGGCAGUUGCCGCAAGUGUAGCAGAGGUAGCAGCAACAACAGGGGCAAUAAUUGCAGGAGGUGCAGCGGUAGCAACAGGGGCAGCAUUGGUUGCAGGAGGAGGAGCGCUUGCAUUGGGAUUAGGAGUCAAAGUGGUACACUUGUGGUCUAAACGUUCAGAGGUGGACAUUCAACAAGAAAAAAAACAGUGGAAGGCAACCGAGGCACAUUUUAGUCAAUUAAAUGAGCAGAUUAUACAAAUAAAAGGGGUAAUUGGUCAAGAAAAAAGUUGCCUCGAGGAAGUGAACUUACGUUUAGAAAGUAUUGUUAAACAAAUUAAAUCGGCGAAAGGUAGCCAAGAAAUGGUUAGAGUUAGUCUUGAAAGGCAAUCUAAAGAAGUAAUAAAUCUCAUGGGUAAAUGUGACAAAUACAAGAAACUGAGAAUGCAAACAGAGAAUACUAUAAAUCCAGAAAAUGCAGUAUGCACAACGCAUAGGCACAAUCGCAGAGGAGAAGAUUGCUGAUAGCCAACUACAUCUGCUGAGACAUAGUGGCUAUUCACACAAACGGCAAACCAUUGUGUCCUACAUCCUUCUGCACUCAUCUUGGGUUUAAAUAUUCCAAAAAGUUGUUCUGUAUCUAUAGUGUAGAAUUAUAAUUGCAAAAAAAGUUUUUUUUAUAAAUAUAAUUGUAAACAAAGGGAAUCAUGAGGAUAACACGUAGGCUUUCGUGACCAAUAUUAUCCGUAAAAGGUUUUUUGUGGGUUACAUCGCAUGAAUAUAAAUCUGUCGUUAAACCCGCCACCACCGACACAGCCAAUUAGCAAGGUUUGUCAUGGAAAUAAAACGUGCCGAUAAGUUGGUACUUCAGCACACCGGUGUGUUGGAGAGUAAACCCACAACAUUUAUAAUUCGAGUACGAAUUGCCUCAUCAUGCGACAGCCAGAACCUCUACUUUGGAUAACACUUGGGGGCACAUCUAAACAUAACCCUGACCCUCGGGAGAAUAUUUAACCUGCAUCCUUUGGAGGACAUCUAACCCUAAGCCAUGGGAAGAUAUCCAACCCUACCUCUAUCUAUUGGAAAGACCUUUCACCUUAAUCCGUAGGACAUCUAACAGCCACGAUGAUGCUUGGAAGGACAUCAAACCCUCGGGUGAACAUCUCACCCUAACCUUGGGAAGUGCAUCGAAUGCUAACCAUUGAGAAGAUGUCAAUCACUGAAUAUGUCUAAAUGAUCUAUCCCUAAUCCUUGGGAGUACAGUGGUGUAGUGUCGUGUAGAAUCACUCAGACAGACACGUUGUAACAGGUCACCUGCUUACACUUUAUUAACCUAUUCUUGUACCAGUUGUAGGGGCUCCUAUCUCUGUCUAUACGGUCACUUCUGUUAACCAAAUUCCCCUAUCUACUUAACACUUUGCUAACCUGCAUAUGACAGCUCUUGCUCUCAGCAGCUCCGCACUAAAGGCUCCGCACACAGCGGCGCUCACACAGAGGCUUGCACACAGCGGCGCUCACACAGAGGCUUGCACAUAGCGGUGCUCACACGGAGGCUUGCACACAGCGGCGCUCACACGGAGGCUUGCACACAGCAACGCUC